AUGAUGGAUUCUCCCUCUCGCUCCUCCGUCAUCAUCGUCGGUGCCGGCAUCUCCGGUAUCGCUGCGGCGAAGGUGUUGGCCGAGAGCGGCGUGGAGGACGUCGUGAUUCUGGAGGCGUCGGACCGCGUCGGCGGUAGGAUCCGCAAGGAGCGUUUCGGGGGUGUGUCGGUGGAGCUCGGCGCCGGUUGGAUCGCGGGCGUUGGCGGGCCGCUGUCUAACCCUGUUUGGGAACUCGCCACCCAAUUCGGCCUCCGCACAUGCUUCUCCGACUAUAGCAAUGCGCGCUACAAUAUCUACGACCGCAGGUUCAUUCAUCUCCCGCGUACUGACGUCGUUUGCACUGCCGGGAACAUCAUUCCGAGUGGAAUCGCUGCUGACUCAUACAAAAAGGCGGUGGACUCAGCGAUUCAGAAGUUGAGGAACCAGGAAGAAGAAGAAGAAGCAAAUGAUGGCCAUGGUCAUGGUGAUGACCAUAAUGAUAAUAGUAAUAAUAACGAAACGAAACGGCCUUCGACGCCGGAGACGCCAGUAGAGCUCGCCAUUGAUUUCAUCCUGCAUGAUUUCGAAAUGGCUGGUACGAUCCGUUCAGUUUUUCACCGUUGA
Molecule: messenger RNA, 603 nt
Organism: Sphenostylis stenocarpa
Lineage: Eukaryota; Viridiplantae; Streptophyta; Magnoliopsida; Fabales; Fabaceae
Source: the annotation of a GenBank genome assembly